Molecule: messenger RNA, 3517 nt
Organism: Drosophila teissieri
Lineage: Eukaryota; Metazoa; Arthropoda; Insecta; Diptera; Drosophilidae
Product: ATP-dependent RNA helicase DBP4
Exons: 2
Coding region: 68-3229 (1053 amino acids)
Molecular function (GO): nucleic acid binding; RNA helicase activity; ATP binding
Source: RefSeq, a predicted model, not a curated record
AGUGUUGAUUGAGCAAAAGCAUUAAAGUCGUUUGAAAUUUUGGCCAAAAAGUGGAAAAUCACGCGGAAUGGAGCGCGAAAUAGCGCACAGUGUAGACGGCGGGGAGCAGCGGAGCAGCGAUGUGGCACCUGGACAGGUGAAGAGCUUCGAGGAGCUGCGUCUGAGACGCAAUCUGUUGAACGGAUUGAAGCGCCACAAUUUUGUGACGCCAACGAAGAUUCAGGCGGCUGCCAUACCCAUGGCACUGACCAACAUGGAUUUAAUCGUACAAUCGAAGAGUGGAACUGGCAAAACACUGAUCUACGUUAUAGCCGCCAUGCAGGGCUACCAUCCCAGAAUGACGCGACCUCAUGCGCUGGUGGUGGUGCCCACUCGAGAGCUGGCCAUCCAGGUGCAGGACACAUUCUUCUAUCUGUGCGAAUCGUUCAAGGACUUCAAAUGCUCCGCCUUUAUCGGUGGCACCGAAGUGGCCAAAGAUCGCAGGCGCAUGCAGGCCAGUCGGGUCAUCAUCGGUACACCGGGGCGGCUGCUGCACCUGUACCAGAAUAGGGUAUUGGAUGUGUCCAAGCUGGGACUGCUGGUGCUGGACGAGGCGGAUCAACUGUAUCAGACCAAGAGCCUGCAGGAUACGGUCAGUAAACUGAUUGAGGCACUGCCCAAGAACCGGCAGAUAAUUGCCUGCAGUGCCACCUACGACCAGGAUCUGGAUGUGCGUCUGGCCAAGAUCAUGAACAAACCCAUGCUUAUAUCGAAUUCCGAAAGGACCACCGUACUCCUGGGCAUUCGGCAGUUUGUGUACGAGUUGCCACAGCAAACUAAUAGUGUGGAGGAGAUGCGUCUAAAGCUGAAGGUGCUUGCCCAGAUCUUUAACCAGUUGCCCUACGAACAGGCCGUCCUCUUUGCCAGCUCACAAAUGCGUGCGGAUUCGUACAAGAACUAUCUGACCGCCAGUGGGGUCGAGUGCCAUUUGAUAUCGGGAGCCAUGGAACAAUCGGAGCGUUUGAAUGUCUUCGAGGGCUAUAGAAACUUCACAAUGCGCACCUUGGUGGCCACUGAUUUGAUGGCACGCGGUGUGGACUCACCGCAUGCCAACCUGGUCAUCAACAUUGAUCCGCCGCAGGAUCAUGUCACCUAUCUGCAUCGCAUUGGACGCGCUGGGAGGUUUGGUUCCAAAGGCAUCGCCAUCACGUUUAUUGCCUCCGAGAAGGAGAGCCAGAAAUUUAGGGAAAUGUCACAAAAAGUCGCCACGGCUUGGUCUGUCCUGGAGUUUCCCAAGGAGCCAAUGCCCAAGGAAUUUAAUUUUUGGGACUUCGAAAAGUACAACUUUGGAUAUUACAUCAAGGAGGAGAAUCCGCUGCAGGAAAUGCCUGCGAAACACAAGGUUCCUAAUAAGGAAAAUCCAAAAAAAGAAACCGCUGCGAAAGAACCUGAAAAGAGAGAUACAGAAAAAUCAAAUGUUGUUGCAGAAAAGCUACCAGUGGCCUUAGAAAAUGUUGAAUCACUUAAAGCUAAAGAACAAAAGAGUAAUAAUGUUAGUCAGAAAAAGGAGGUGGAGUUGGACAACCAACCGGAAACUUCACGUAAUAAUAAGAAACAAGUUGAGAAGGAAAUUGCAAAGCAAGGAAAUCUAAAAGAUAGCAAUGUGAACUCCAAAGCCGAAGCUUCCAAACUGAACAAGUCGGAAAGGAGCAAAAAAUCUAUUUCUCCAUCCAAGUUAUUUACAAGAGCUUUAUCCCAGAUAGAGAAGCAAAAAACUGAAGUACAGCAAGCGCCAGAGAUCACAGUAAACGAAUAUUAUAUAGACAACGAUAUAGACGAAAGCAUACAACCAACAGCAGACGACAAGGAGAAUCAGCCUUAUAAUGGAACGGUAGGUCAGCUUCCGACCAAAUCUGUUCUAAACCCUGUAGAGAUCAUAUCUCCCGAAUUAACACCAACCCUAACACCACUGGACCUGACCCAGGAGCCGUCGCCAACCACGGUGACACCACCUGCACCGCCAGCCAACUCGAUUAACAACAAGACCUAUUGCCUGGCUGCUCCCACGCAGACCAGUUCGAUGACCAUACAGAACAUGGCUAUAUCGAACACGGUGGACGAUGCCAGCAGCAUCAGUUCGGAUAGCAUGGGAUGUGGCUAUCACAGCGAUAGGUCCUACGACACCUUCUAUGCGACCAGUGAUGAGGAGGAGAUCUGGGAGCGAUUGAUGGCCAAACGCAGGCGUCAUCUUAAGAGUGGCCAAGGAAAACGUCGUCUACUAUACAAAAGAUCAUUUCCAAAACAAAACGCAAAUGUUAAACGCAAGUUUAAAGAAAAGGUUGGAUCGUUAUACAGAUCUAAACAAUCACACUUAGUAAAGAACAACGUGUACUUUAAUUUACAGAAACGUGAUCUAUACAAUAGUGUCUCACUUUUGCCACACAUAAAUCUAUGUCAUCUGCUUCAAAAGGUUACAAAUCAAGAGAGAAUUUUGGAUCGGCUCUACAACUAUGCAAAGAACCAUAAUAUUGACAAUGCGAGUGUUGCCAAUUUGCUGGAUGAACUCUAUAAAUCCAUGCUGGAACUUUACUAUGACAAUAUCAAGGAGUCGAAGAAGCAUGUAAAGGAAGCCAUCAAGGAGGCCUUCAGAUCCAUUGAUCACCAUCAGAGCCACGAGUCUUUGAUAUCAGAGAAGCCUGAGCCAAAGAACAAGUUCAGUGUCCAUGUGACGAAUCAGAUGGACAUACCACCAAUGCCACCACAGGCCGAGGAUGAAAUAGACUCGGGAAGUGAAGCGGAUACAGAGGACUCGCAGGAGUACGACGAAGGUGAAGAGAUCAGCUUGGACGAUGAGGACGAUGGCAGCGACGCACCGAAUUCAUCGAGUGGUUUUGUAGAGACUAACGAGAGUGCUUCGUCCGGAAUUGAUACUUCCGUUUAUGAAACGGAGUCAACGGGCUUAUCUGGAAAUGAUUAUGCUGCAUCCUAUUUCUCGGAAGAUGAGACCGAGAACGAUGAAUAUGAGUCAGAUAUUGAAUACUCAACGAGCUCGGCAGGAUCAAGCUCCCCGGGAUCGAGAGCAGGGCGCAGCAGCGACGCAUCUUCGGAUGAUGAUUCAGUAACUGUAACUAAUGUCAUUCCAGUGCAGAAUGCCACAAACAACGCACAAUCCUUGUGGCUGCAGACUUUCAACAUGCAGUACCAGUUCAUUGCCAGCCAUGUGGCUAAAAGCAUUCAAAACUAUAACUAGAUUGCUAUGGAAGCGAACAACUAGUCGAAACUCAGGCAUUACAAUUUAAUCAUCAUUAACUUUUUCAUUCAUUAAUAAAACGGAUCAGUUCCAAGAGGCUGUAUCAGUCUCUUUCCUUACAUCUAUAUAUCGUAGCCUGUUAAAUCAUUUUCUUAAAUUGAAUACUCAAUAUCAAAAUAGUUGAUACCAUGUUAUGGACUUUGGAGUACGAACGAUGAAUGUUUUUCUAUGCAAACAAUAAAUUGCAGAAUUUGUUACCAAAUAUAAAUGAAUUAAAGCACAAAACUA